Molecule: messenger RNA, 993 nt
Organism: Cryphonectria parasitica EP155
Lineage: Eukaryota; Fungi; Ascomycota; Sordariomycetes; Diaporthales; Cryphonectriaceae
Product: N-terminal nucleophile aminohydrolase
Exons: 5
Coding region: 61-909 (282 amino acids)
Biological process (GO): ubiquitin-dependent protein catabolic process
Cellular component (GO): proteasome core complex, alpha-subunit complex; proteasome core complex
Source: RefSeq, a predicted model, not a curated record
UAACAGCCAGUCUCUGAGAAACCUCCCGAACACAAAUCUGGCUGUAAUCGACAAGUAAUCAUGGCCGAUCGAUACUCUUUCUCUCUCACGACCUUCUCCCCCAGUGGCAAGCUGGUGCAGAUUGAGUAUGCCCUGAACGCCGUCAACCAAGGUGUGACGGCACUCGGCAUCAAGGCUACCAAUGGCAUAGUCCUCGCCACCGAGAAGAAGUCCUCCUCACCCCUCGCCGACCCCUCGUCCUUGUCCAAGAUCAGCCUCAUCACCCCCAACAUUGGCAUGGUCUACUCCGGCAUGGGUCCCGACUACAGAGUCCUGGUCAACAAGGCACGGAAGGUUUCGCACACCGAAUACAAGCGCAUCUACAACGAGUAUCCACCCACAAGGAUAUUGGUGCAGGACGUCGCCAGGGUCGUGCAGGAGGCAACGCAGUCUGGAGGCGUGCGGCCGUAUGGUGUCAGCUUGCUGAUCGCAGGCUGGGACGAGGGUGUCCUGCCAGAGGAGGAGGUCGAGAAGGCUGCCAAGUCUGUGGAGGGGGAGGGUGGCGUGAAAAAGCUUUCGGGCAAGACGGGCGGUAUCCUGAAGGGCGGCCCUAUGCUGUACCAGGUUGACCCCUCGGGCAGCUAUUUCCCAUGGAAGGCCACGGCCAUCGGAAAGAGUGCCACGUCGGCCAAGACAUUCCUGGAGAAGCGGUAUACAGAGGGUCUGGAGCUGGAGGAUGCAGUACACAUCGCACUGUUGACGCUGAAGGAGACGAUCGAGGGCGAGAUGAAUGGCGAGACCAUCGAGAUUGGCAUUGUUGGACCUCCAGCAGACCAUCUUCUCGGCGUGGAGGGAGUCGAGGGUGCCAAGGGCCCGCGUUUCCGAAAACUGAGUCCCCAGGAGAUUGAGGAUUAUCUUACGAACCUAUGAUUUAAUAAUCACCGGUGAUCCACGGCUGUACCAUAGAGCAGAUGCAUAGAAGGCAACGGACGGAUAACUUGAUGUCAUGAAAUU